CCUGUGUUUGUUGCACCGUGUCAGUUACAUUGUAACAAAAGUGGUGCAGCCUCUCUUCGGGCCAGCACCCCAGGCCUGCCCGCCGCCAGCUGUCGGCCGACAUGGAACCUGUGGCGAGCAACAUCCAGGUUCUGUUGCAGGCAGCCGAGUUCCUGGAGCGCCGUGAGAGAGAGGCCGAGCAUGGCUACGCGUCUCUGUGCCCGCACCGAAGUCCGGGCCCGGUCCACAGGAGGAGGAAGGGAUCCCCCCAAGCUCCUGGCGCGCUGGACAGUGGGCGGUCUGUGCACAACGAACUGGAGAAGCGUAGGAGGGCCCAGCUGAAGAGGUGCCUGGAGCAGCUGAAGCAGCAAAUGCCCCUGGGGGCUGAUUGUGUCCGAUACACCACACUGAGCCUUCUGCGCAGGGCCAGGAUGCACAUCCAGAAGCUGGAGGAGCAGGAGCAGCGGGCCCGGCGGCUCAAGGAGAAGCUGCGCAGCAAGCAGCAGAGCCUGCGGCGGCAGCUGGAGCAGCUCCGGGGGCCGGCGGGGCCGGGUGAGCGAGAGCGGCCGCGGGCCGACAGCCUGGACUCCUCGGGCCUCUCCUCCGAGCGCUCCGACUCGGACCAAGAGGAGCUGGAGGUGGACGUGGAGAGCCUGGUGUUCGGGGGCGAGGCCGAGCUGCUGCGGGGCUUCAGUGCGGGCCAGGAGCACAGCUACUCACACGGCGCCGGCGCCUGGCUAUGACCCCCGUCACCCAGAGUGGCCUCUGCCCUCAGACUGCCCUCCGCUCCGCCAGGCCGGAGCCGUCCCCCAGCCCCCGGGGCUGCUCGGAGUCACCUCCCAUUGGAAUGGACUACAAGGACCUUGUGUGGGAACAGGGCGCCCCCUACCCCGCUGGCGGCACCCCUCCUAGGAAGGGGUGCCGGGCCUCCCGGGAGCCCUGCAGGGCAGGCAGCUUGGGCCCAGGCUGCCCUUCCCGGUCUUUGGUUUUUUGUGGCACUUGGGUCUGCUUUCCUCGGGGGCAGGAAGCCUCUUGGGCCCUCACGUUCCUUCCUAAAUGAGGGCUCCCGGCCUUUGCCCCCUGUGUACUGUACAGUAUUUUCAUUAAAAGCCUCUUUCUUAACUUCC
Camelus dromedarius (Arabian camel) is the source of this 1106-nucleotide messenger RNA. RefSeq names its product MAX dimerization protein 3 (gene MXD3). Gene Ontology annotation, biological process: regulation of transcription by RNA polymerase II. The record is from RefSeq and is a predicted model, not a curated record. Bases 102 to 722 code for a protein of 206 amino acids. The transcript is spliced from 6 exons. Gene Ontology annotation, molecular function: protein dimerization activity; DNA-binding transcription factor activity, RNA polymerase II-specific; RNA polymerase II cis-regulatory region sequence-specific DNA binding. Lineage: Eukaryota; Metazoa; Chordata; Mammalia; Artiodactyla; Camelidae.